Messenger RNA from Corythoichthys intestinalis (scribbled pipefish), 5898 nucleotides. RefSeq names its product repulsive guidance molecule BMP co-receptor a (gene rgma). The transcript has 4 exons. NCBI's taxonomy places the organism in Eukaryota, Metazoa, Chordata, Actinopteri, Syngnathiformes, Syngnathidae. The record is from RefSeq and is a predicted model, not a curated record. Gene Ontology annotation, molecular function: coreceptor activity. Gene Ontology annotation, biological process: BMP signaling pathway. Gene Ontology annotation, cellular component: plasma membrane. The coding region runs from base 365 to 1657 and encodes 430 amino acids.
UCCCUCCCUCCCUCCCUCAAUUUGAUCUCCUUUCCACACCGGUUGGAUUAAACGCGCAGAUGUGCUCAAUUGUAGGAUUUAAUCCCACAUUAUGUCUCUUUACCGAUCGACUGGAGGUCGAUUGGAUCCAGAAGAAGUGAUCCGCGUCGGUCUGAAUGAACCACAACUCCGAAAAAGCACUUUUUAUUCCCACGGCGGACGUCAUGUGCACAUUUGCGGAUUUUACACGCAGAGAGCCGCCGAGUGCGUCUAAUUUGGGAUUACACUGACACCGGACGGGUUGAUUUGAGUGGGGGUAAAAAAAGGGGCUCCCCAGACGGCGUCUGCGUCUGGUCCGCCGUCCUCCGGGUUCCUGCAGGACUCCAUGCAGUCGCAAAGGCAGAGGAGUGAAGGGCGACCCCGAGCUGGAUGGAUGGUUAUGGGGAAGAGAGGCAGACCCUCGGCGCUUGAAGUGUGCAGAGUUCUUGCUGUCUUCCUGUCGCUCUUUCCUUCAGUGACCCUGCAGUGCAAGAUCCUCAAGUGCAACUCCGAAUUUUGGGCCUCCACGACCAGCUCCGGGCCGGAGGAGGAGUUCUGCACGGCGCUACGCGCAUACAACAACUGCGUACGGCGUACUGCUCGAACUUGCCGAGGUGAUUUGGCGUACCAUUCGGCUCAGCAUGGAAUCGAAGACCUCAUGAGCCAGCACAACUGCUCCAAGGAGGGACCCACCUCGCAGCCGCGCCCCCGUACCCCACUCCCUCCCGUGCCACCUCCUCUGCCGCCCGACAGCCAGGAACGCUCUGACGGGCCGGAGGUUUGCCACUACGAGCGUAGCUUCCCGCGCAACGCAGCGCAGCCUAACUUCACGCACUGCGGCUUUUUCGGAGACCCACACCUGAGAACCUUCGGGGAUGACUUCCAAACGUGUAAAGUGGAGGGCGCCUGGCCGCUCAUUCACAACAAAUACCUGUCGGUCCAGGUGACCAACACCCCCGUGCUGCCUGGAUCUUCAGCCACUGCCACGAGCAAGCUGACAAUCAUCUUUAAGAACUUCCAAGAGUGCGUGGACCAGAAAAUGUAUCACGCCGAGACGGACGAGCUCCCCGCCGCCUUCGCCGACGGCUCCAAAAACGGCGGCGAGCGCCACGGCGCCAACGCCCUCCGAGUGGUGGAAAAAGUACCCGGCCAGCAUGUGGAGAUCCAAGCCCGCUACAUCGGCACCACCGUAGUGGUCCGGCAAGUGGGCCGCUACUUAACAUUCGCCGUACGCAUGCCAGAGGACGUGGUGCGCUCAGUGGAGGAGGACGACAACCAGGACUUGUAUUUGUGUCUGCACGGCUGUCCCGCCAACCAGCGAAUCGAUUUCAAAAAGGUCGUCGGAGGAUCUAGCGGGUUCACCUACCGUGCGGCGAAAGCUAAGUGCAAGGAACGACUUCCUGUAGAGGAUUUGUACUUCCAGUCGUGCGUCUUUGACCUCCUGUCGUCUGGCGACAUCAACUUCACCAUGGCCGCCUACUACGCGCUGGAGGACGUCAAGAUGCUACACUCGAAUAGCAAGCGCUAUCACAUUUUCGAGAAAGACGCUUUCACCAAUAUGGCCGCCUCGCACAUGACGACCCAACACUUCCUGUUCAAAAUUUUUGUUGUGCUCCUGGGCUGCGUGCUUGCUUUGUAGGGUUCGUAGGGUUGCAAAAGGGUUUCACGUUUUCCAAAGAUGGAGAAUUUUGGAAAUAUUCCAUUCAUUUGCUAGCAUUGACAACAAAAGACGUCAAAUGCAUUCUGACUGGGAGGGACUACUAGCAUAUCAGAUCAAAUGGAUCAGAUGUCGAUUGCCGUCAAUGCUAGCAAAUAGGUUAGGAUUUCCUUCGGAAUGGGCUAUCACUGUUGUGAUUUUCAAGCUAGGCGGAAAUUGUACUGCUGCACAACUGCCAGCAGUUGGCAGCGAUACACAUUUUUCAUCAUGAGAUGAGCCCAGUUUGUGCGUCUAAAGAUUUCUGGUAACGAUACAUGUUUCUGGAUCCAUACAUAGAUUGGUUAAGCUACGAUCCAAUCAAAUCGAAAUAUGGUCAUGUUUUAGAUCAGCCAUUUUGUUAAAAAGAAUAGUUUUCAUUAGUUUUGGACCGAUACAGACACUAGUAGACUAAAAUGCUGGCAUCAGUAACGGCGUCUAUUAACAAAUAAGACGCUGAAGCAAUUUACUGAAACUAAUUUAGGACUGUGAACGUAGCGCUUCCUGUCUCACUAUAGAAUUUUCCGAACAGCAUAGUAUCGGUGAGUACUAAUAACGUGCCGAUUCCGUUUAUUGAAGGGCCUGUGAAUGCAGAGCUUUGUGUCUCAAUAUAUUUCAGUUUACACUUUCCCAAAAGACGGUAUCAGUAUUAGCAAGUACUAACAAAUACCGCUAAUAUGGAACUGUGAACGCAGUACUUUGUGUUUCAAUAUAUUUCAAUACAGGAUUGUCUAAAAGGCAUAGGAUCAGCGUGGGCCGAUGCUUCACAGCUGGGUAUCGGGUGCCAAAAAAUUGUAUCAGAACUAGGCAUGUGCCGGUAUGUUAUUGUGACAGUAUGAUAACCUUAAGCCAAAAUAUCACAGUUUGACGGUAUUGCAAUUACAGCUCUAAAAUGUGUUACGUUAUAGGUGUUUAAAAAAGAAGAAAAAAAAGUUUUUUCCAUUGAAAAAGAUUUUUAUUUUUCAAAACGUAUUAGCAAAUUGGAACAUAAAUAAAAUGUUAAAAAAAUAAAUAAAUAUACUAAAUAAAAUUAAAAUAAAUGCAGUCCUUUAGGUAAACCUAAACCCACAUUCCCAGCUCAACAUUAUUACCAUCUGGAGAAAAAUAAUUAUUCUCCAUAGAAAGCACGUGUAAGACUCAUAUCGUGUUUACAUUAUACACACACUCUCCUUCUCAACACAGUUGCCAGAGAGAGGAAAAAAAACAUGUUUUACCACCGCUAGACACACUAAACACACUGGAGUUAUCUCUCGUAGCUGGUGGGAAACGUUCAUGACAGUGUUUACUAACCAUUAAUUUUGUGUAAAUGCGAAAUCAUAUUGGAGGUAUUGCCUCUUCGGUAUCCGCCCUCCGCAAACAUGAUUUACAUGUUGGUUGGCCCUCCUCCUCUAAGCCGCGGCCAUCUUUAACUUUUCUGUAGCCGAAGUAUUCCCAUACCCGCGAUUUCGUUUUCUUGGAUGGAGACAAAGUUCAGGAGUUUCACCUCCUCCAGCCAUCGUGUUGCACAGCUGACUCACUGACACUGAGCAAAAACCGGUGAGGGAAGGUUGAGCCUUGCAGCUGCAAGCGAGGGAUUUCUCCAUUUAUGUUUGGGACAUGAAAAAUAGCUGGCUAGCUAGCCCGUAGGGGAGGUAUGACGGAAAUUUUUUACGGUUUUGAAACCUUGACGUUUUCAUACCACGGUGUCUGUGUCUAAUCAGAACAAGACUAGUUUUCAUUCAAGUGUCUGAAAUGUUUUGGCAACAAAAUUGACUAAAACAUCCAAACUGAUUUGUAUUAUGAGUUGAUAUAGGUGAAAUUUGACUGACAGUGAAAGUUUUAAAUCGAUUGAUUCGUGGCAGGUUUUGUAAUAUCGUUAUCAAAAGAAUUAAAACACACCGUAUCAUCGUGAAAGGUUUUUUACAACUCUGUUGCUGAUUAUUGAUGAAUUGGAAGAGAAAAAAAAAAUCGCAAAUAAAAGCCAAACUUCAGUUCCCAUUAGUUCUCUUGGAAAGUUUCGAACGUUGAAAAUUCCGCUACAUUUGCAACCCUAUUUAAAGAAACCGCAGAACGCGGCGGCUCAUUCGAAAGCUGUUUAUUGUGGCGGGUGUUGAACGGAAGCCACAAUUUGAGGAAAUACGGCGUAGCGUCAUCAUUCACGUGGAUGUGAUUUGGAGGCUGGAGUGGUUGCCAAAGAAACAAGCCUCCGUGCCAACAAACUGAACCAGCGGCAUUUGGUCCCUAUUUUAACGCGAGCUCGAUUAUUCAUCGUCUUGGGUUGAUUUUUACACUGAAGUAUUCGUCACUGCUGCCCUUUUUUUUUUUUUUUUCCCUUGGGUGCUUUGACGGCAGCAGCAACGCAAUUUAAGUGAUUGUAUUGUGGAAUUUGGAUGGGAGUUUAUCUGUGCUUUUGGAGUUUAUUAGGAUUUUUAACAUCAAAUUUCUGAACAAAUAAUUAUCUUUUUCUUAGCAUUUUAAGAAAGUUUAGUCCCCCCAAAACUUUCGUUUCGUAGUGGUUUGUUGCCAUUUGGGUUUGAAUUUCAAAUCUGUACUUUUAAAAAAUUUAGUAACUUUUCUUAAACUUAGAAUUGUAUUAAAACACUAACAUUCAUGGCAAUUACUUUUUAACACUUUUAUCGCUCACUGCAUUUUAUUUCUAUUGAAUUUAACAAAUAUUGAAAAAACAAAAAUUAACUAAAGAUUCAAAAUUUACCUUUGCCAUCUGAGAUUUCUAAAAGAUUUUAUUGUUUGUUUUCCCCCUAAAAUUUCACCUUCAAUUUAUUGUUUUAGCAUCAAAAGAUUCUAUGUAACAAUUAAAUACAAACUCAGAUUGCUCAAAAUGCCUACAUUUUUACUAGUGAUGCACGAUAAUGCAUUUUUCAACCGAUACCGAUUACCGAUAACCAAUAAUUUCCUCGUCCUUUGAGCAGGUAUCUGAUAACGUCAAGCUGAUAAUUCUAUUAAAAUAUAUAUAUAUACAAUUUUAAAUUAUACACAAGAGCAAAUGUUACUGUGCAAAAAGAGAAUGUAUUGCUACUUUUUCACAUCAAAUGUGAACAGGUAGUAAAUUCCAACAUCUAAACAAUGUAUAUCAAUUAUUAUAAUAAUACUUACAAAAUGAAUACUUAAUUGCACAAAAAUGCCUUUAGGAGAGGUUGAGGCACCGGCGCAGAAUUGGACAAAACUGCGUCGAUUGCGCACAUUUGGAGACUAAAUCAAUUAUAUAAUUAUUGAAAUCCAUUUUCGGUUAAAUUUUUUAAAAUCUGGAUUAUCGGUGUGAUGUAAUAAUUGCCCUUAUCGGACGAUAAUUAUCGUGCAUCUUUCAUUUUUACCCAACAAGUAAUUUUUUUCCCUUGUAAAUUGUUUUUUUUUUAUUCAAACUCAUAUGGCAGUGAUUGGAUUUUUUUGUUCUUUGCAUUUUCGUGCCAUUUUAUUUUAAAUGUCUAACACAAGCUUUCUUUAAUAACAUCAAAUACUAGAUACUAACACUAGAAUUUUUUUUUUUAAUUUUGAAUUUUUCACACCGAAUACUUUGGUCCCCAAAUAAUCAGUUUAAAAAAAAUCACGUUUGUUUACCUAAAAAUUGCACAGAUACACUCCCACAUCUUUUGUGUUUGUAGAUGUUUUGUAUUGUGACUUAUAGUAGCUGACGUGAGAUUGUGUAGUGUGUGCUUGUGUUGAUUUGAUAUUAACUGUGAAAGUCAAAUAUUGUAAAAAGACUUUUUUUUUUUUUUUUUGCAGGGCCACGAACAGCACAAAUCCCAAUUUUCACCUUUUGUGUUUUGUGCUGCUCAUGCUUGCCAAAUGAACGCACUUUAUGAUUUCAUCUAGCUCUUGUGUUGUUGUUGUUUGGAAUUUAAAAGGUUUAAAAUAAUAAAACAGCUGGGAAAUGGCCCAAUAGUUCAAACUGUAUGUAAAAAAAAUAACCAGCGGUUUGUAAUGUUAAUUAUUUAUUGAAUAAAAGAAAAUGUAAGUGAAGCGUACUAGUGUUCAUUUUCUUAGUCAUCUACUGCCCUCUAGUGGAUUUGAAGAGACACUGGCAAUUUUGAAGUAUGCGAGUCUGGAAUGAAUCUUUAACAAACUUUAUUACAUAUGUCCAAACAUAUGUACAAGAGCAUUUCUCAUUAAGAGUGGUGCUGUCACAAAUAUAAAUUAGACAUCUUCGCGCAGAACAACUUGACAUGGCGGAGGAAGAAGAGGAAAACACU